AUGUCUCCGCCCACGACCGCGACCACGCCCAUAAACCUCGUGAUCCGCUUCUCCACCUCGAACCCAGACCUAGUGCUGUCCAUCUCGUCACCCUCUACGACUUCUGCUCUCGCUCUAAAGCAAGACAUCCGUUCGCAUCUACCCUCUCCCACCAAUGAAUCUAAGCUCCGCCUGAUACAUUCUGGACGCGUACUGCCGGAUAAUGCUGCUCUAAGCAAAAGUCUCAACCUUACAACUCCUCCUCCGCCCUCCGCUCUCAGCGCCAAAGCGACAGGAAAGCUUCCCGUAAAAGAGCUAGGACCUAGAGUGUACAUCCAUUGCUCAAUUGGCGAUGCAUUAAGCGCAGAUGAUCUGGCAAAGGAGAAGAGGGAAGCAGAGCAGGCGGAUGCUGCAUUGAGAUCUGAAAGGACAUCUAAAGCUGUAGAUACAGAGCCAAAGCAGGAUGAUGCGUUGACAACCACGACUCCCGCCCCUCGUGGGUUUGACCGCCUUCUCACAGCCGGCUUCACAUCCUCAGAAGUGGCUGCUUUACGAGCACAAUUUCUGGCGAUACAAUCUCAUACACAUACACCCGAUACCAUGCCGACUGGUCAACAGCUCCUUGCCUUAGAAGAGCGCUGGUUGGACUCCGGAUCAAAUACCGCCGAAGACGGCACGAACGAUGCUGGAGGAUUUGGAGCAGAGGACUCUGGUGGGCUGGAAGAUAUGCUGUAUGGAAAUCUGAUCGGCUUCUUUUGGCCGAUCGGUGCGAUGUGCUGGUUGAUGAGAGAAGAAGGCGUUUGGAGCCGCCGAAGGCAAAUUGCUGUUCUGUCUGGAUUCAUGGUCAACUUGCUAUUCGGUGGUUUGAAGUGGAUCAAUUGA
This is a messenger RNA of Pseudocercospora fijiensis CIRAD86, 861 nucleotides long. RefSeq lists its product as uncharacterized. The transcript has a single exon. Gene Ontology annotation, cellular component: endoplasmic reticulum; Dsc E3 ubiquitin ligase complex. NCBI's taxonomy places the organism in Eukaryota, Fungi, Ascomycota, Dothideomycetes, Mycosphaerellales, Mycosphaerellaceae. The record is from RefSeq and is a predicted model, not a curated record. Gene Ontology annotation, biological process: protein processing. Gene Ontology annotation, molecular function: protein binding. The coding region runs from base 1 to 861 and encodes 286 amino acids.